Suillus paluster is the source of this 1164-nucleotide messenger RNA. RefSeq names its product RlpA-like double-psi beta-barrel-protein domain-containing protein-containing protein. The coding region runs from base 192 to 965 and encodes 257 amino acids. The record is from RefSeq and is a predicted model, not a curated record. NCBI's taxonomy places the organism in Eukaryota, Fungi, Basidiomycota, Agaricomycetes, Boletales, Suillaceae. The transcript has 5 exons.
UCUGAAACCGCCAUGGGAGCAAUUCAAUAACAAGGCAUGGUAUUGGUGAUUGGCAAUCUUCGUUCCUGAAACGGUGUGUGGAAACUUGACUUGGCGUCCGUAAACUUCAAGGUUCCAAGACCAAUUCUUUUCACCUUCAUGCUUCGUAUUUUCACUUUGUUGCGGCAAUAAACCAAACCUUCCUUCAUAGAAUGCACUCCUUUUAUCACCUGUCUGUCGCUUUGUGUGCUUUCUCGUCCUUCUCUCAAGUAAUCAGCUCUGGGGUUCAGCCGGCCGCACAUGACCAAUCGCGCAGGUUGGCGCACAUACGCGCCUUGAGCAGGAACCACCAGCCCCUCGCUCUCGCUGUCGAUGAGUCUGGGGAUACGAAAAUCUUGAAGAGAGACCAAUUUACUUAUUUUCAAGAUGGCCAGGGCGCUUGUGGAACAUUUAAUAGUCCUAGCGACUUUAUUGUUGCGCUCAACUCAUGUGAAUUUAAUGGAGGCAGUCACUGCUUCCAAACGGUAACUAUCACUGUGAGUGGCAAGUCGACACAGGCCCAGAUUACAGAUGAGUGCCCUGGAUGUCCCUGUGGGGGACUUGACCUCAGUCAAGGUCUCUUUGAAUUCUUCGCGCCAACUGGCGUGGGCGAAUUGUCUGGAUCGUGGAUUUAUGGUACUUCUUCCACGUCCACAUCUCUACCGUCCACGACGACUACACAGUCUUCCACAAGCACCUGGACACCAUCAUCGACUGCCACCACCUCAAGUACUCCCACCCCCACUCCCACCCCCACAAGCACAAGCACCCUCGCAACCACAACCAUGUCAUCCACCACAUCAGCUCCCAUCCUAACUACCACUUCGUCCACUGCAUCUCCAGUUCCGACUUUUAGCCCCGACAAUCCUCAAUUGCUCACACAAGUCAACCUUGCGCUGAUUGAACUCGGUUUAGUUCUCCAAGCCUGUGCGGCAUUGUCUUCAUAGACAUCUACACCCUUUCUUUAAGCGAUCCGCUUUAAAUACAAAUCACGCUGUUCUUGCAUACAAUUUUUAUGGUGAUUAUGGGGUGGGAUCUAGAAGUAGCGCAAUGAUGUACCCAUCAAUAAUGCUCGUACUGGUGUAAACGUGUAGCCCAAGAAUGCUAUACCACUAAUCAUGACUGAGUUACAGCCGUUCGGACGAU